AUGCCUGGACCCGAUCUAACAAUUGAUGAACAACUGGUGGCCUUUAGGGGACGUUGCCCUUUUAGGCAGUAUAUACCAUCAAAGCCAGCGAAAUACGGCCUAAAAGUUUUCGUUCUAGUUGAUUCAAGUAACAUGUAUACCUUGAAUCUAGAAAUAUACGCUGGAACUCAACCAGGCGGUCCUUUUCAAUUAUCUAACAGCCCUUCGGAUGUUGUCAAGCGACUUGUUUCUUUUAUUAGAGGAACAUAUCGUAAUAUAACCAUGGACAAUUGGUUUUCUAGCUUUCCACUUGCUGUUCAACUAAAAAAUGAAUUCAAACUUACUAUGCUCGGGACAGUCAAGAAAAAUAAACGAGAAAUACCGGCAGAGUUUAUAAAUACUGCUGAGAGACCAGCAUUGAGUAGUCAGUUCGCGUUUCAUAAUGAGUGCACUCUUGUAUCGUUUGUUCCAAGAAAGAAAAAAAAUGUACUGGUUCUAUCUACAAGCCAUGCAGAUGACAGUAUUGACCAUGAAACUGGCAAACCAACGAUGGUAGUGGAUUACAAUCACACCAAGUUUGGAGUUGAUGUUGUCGACCAGAUGUGUGCCUCGUACAAUGUUGCUAGAAAUAGUAGGAGAUGGCCUCUUACUAUAUUUUUUGAUAUGAAUAUAGCAGCAAUUAAUGCAUUAGUAUUAUUCCAAAUGAACAACUCAAACCUAACUCACAAACGACGCGAUUUUUUACGCACCUUAGCUUUGGAUCUUAUGAAACCGCAAAUUAGGAAACGAUCUGGCAUUCCCAAUAUUUCAACACAGUUGAGGGAACGAUGCUGUUUGCUUGUAACCGAACGUUUGGAAGAAUCAUCUACUUCUGCAAACAACAUUGCAUCACCGUCAAAGAAGGCCCGAACAGGAAAUGGUCGGUGCUACAUAUGUCCUCGCAAAAGAGACAAAAGGACCAGAGACUACUGCUCCAUUUGCAAUAAUUGGAUUUGCAAAGAUCAUCAAAAUGAUUCGCCUAUAGUGUGCUUAAAAUGCGAAGAAAAAGAAGACGAAUAA
Photinus pyralis (common eastern firefly) is the source of this 1038-nucleotide messenger RNA. RefSeq names its product piggyBac transposable element-derived protein 4-like. The record is from RefSeq and is a predicted model, not a curated record. Lineage: Eukaryota; Metazoa; Arthropoda; Insecta; Coleoptera; Lampyridae. Bases 1 to 1038 code for a protein of 345 amino acids. The transcript has a single exon.